Photinus pyralis (common eastern firefly) is the source of this 1640-nucleotide messenger RNA. Its product is annotated as gamma-glutamylcyclotransferase-like. The transcript has 2 exons. NCBI's taxonomy places the organism in Eukaryota, Metazoa, Arthropoda, Insecta, Coleoptera, Lampyridae. Bases 35 to 613 code for a protein of 192 amino acids. Gene Ontology annotation, molecular function: gamma-glutamylcyclotransferase activity. The record is from RefSeq and is a predicted model, not a curated record.
GAGACACAACUCCAUUACAUAACCUUAAAACGACAUGUGUGAAGCUAAACGAUGCUACUAUUUCGCCUAUGGAAGCAACCUCUUACAAACCAGAAUGCACGUAAACGUCGAUAGUGCAACACGAGCGGGAUGUGGAAAAUUAAUGAACUACCGACUGGACUUCUUUCGGUACUCUAAACGUUGGCACGGCUGCUCCGCAACCAUAGUCCCCCAUAAUGGGUACGAGGUAUGGGGAGCAAUAUGGGAGAUUGAUGUACAGCAAUUAUCCAGUCUGGAUUUGUAUGUGAGUGCUAUAUUUCAAUUCCAAGUUAGUGAUACCCUACAUUUUAGCCAAGAAGGUGUCCAUCAGAACAUAUACUUUCGUUUUAAUGCCCCCAUCUUUCUACCGGACGGAAGUACGAAGACGUGUUACGUCUAUCAGCAAGUUGCGGAACCGAGCACCCAUUACAAGCUGACCCAAUUUCCGGCAGAUCGGCAACCUUCUUAUGUAUACAAGGAUGUUAUUGUGAGAGGAGCGGCCGAGGCAAAACUCCCCGAGGUUUAUCAAGAGCUACUGCGAGGAAUACUGUGUAAUGAUUAUAAGGGCAGUGUAGAUUUGCAGCUUAUUGAAUAACUGCUUUCUUAUUAUUUUGAUCAGUUAUAAGGUCAUCCAAGGUAUUUUAGGCACUUGCAGAGAUGUGUUGCACACUGACUCCCUCGGUACUGCGCAAACGCAAGCGCGCUUAAAUUUGAAUUUGAUUUAACGCGCUCGAAAUUAAUAAAGCCUUCGGUCAUCACUGAGAAUUCCAGUUACAUUAUAGCCCCAAAUUGAAAGCAACCGUCAUGAUCCUUUACAGCAUAAUAUGGAAUAAACAACAAGAAUUGUAACGUUAUUAUUUAUUAUAAUCAAAUCAGAUAAGGCACUAUAAACUAUUGUGCUCCAUUUCUUCCUACCCGCGUUAACUUCUUAAGGCGCAGAUAGAGUAGCAAGUUACUUGCGACAAUCUCGCGGGAGAAACUUCCACAUGUAUUUACACUGUGAGCAAUAAGUGUCGCGAUAAACUGUUGGGCAAAUUGGGCAGUGCCACGUUUUCGCCUAGGCACAGUAGGCAUGAGCCUAGGGACCGUUGAAAUUGGGGGCCUGCUAUGUUGCAUAAAGUGCAAAAAAGAAGAUCGCACCAACAAAACACAAAAUAACGUACAACACAAGUCUAUUAAAGUCACGUGCACGUCGGAACAACAAUUCUGUUUACUAUUACCAUUGUUUAAAUACUUUAACAAUGCUAUUACUCACCCUCUACGCACGCGUCGAAUUGUUGUGUCGUUUACACGUUCAUGCAUUUACACCAACCACAUGCAAAUUAUCUGACCAUCCAGAUUUUACUCAAGCCAAAUUUUCUGGGUUGUGCAAGUAAACAAUUUUCGUUUUCAUGCAUCAAUUUACUUGCACGAAUUGGCAUGCACAAAUCAAUUUGCGCAAAUUGCAUGAGCGUGAAAACGCACCUUUACACAUUAUACAACAUACUUUAUCAUUAAUAUAAUUGUGGGUGCAUGGUGCACACAAGAUAACACUCUCUAUUAGUAGUUUAAUAGUAAAUUUUAUUAUAUUAUUUUCUAUGGGAGUUUGUUAAGUUAAAUGAAUAAAAUUGAAACCAUAAGUA